Messenger RNA from Cannabis sativa, 1047 nucleotides. RefSeq lists its product as uncharacterized. The record is from RefSeq and is a predicted model, not a curated record. NCBI's taxonomy places the organism in Eukaryota, Viridiplantae, Streptophyta, Magnoliopsida, Rosales, Cannabaceae. The coding region runs from base 1 to 1047 and encodes 348 amino acids. The transcript has 3 exons.
AUGGGAUUGCUUAUCAAUGGAUCUGUUCAAGGCACAAUCAAACCAACUUGUGGCCUCCAUCAGGGAGACCCCCUAUCCCUAGCCCUCUUCAUUACUGCUGCGGAUGUUUUAUCUAGAUUAAUAACUACAAGAAUGAUCGAGGGGCACAUUCAAGGUUUCAAGGUUUCCAGAGAUGGUCCGGUAAUUACACAUCUGAUGUUUUCUGACGAUGUAAUAUUAUUCAAGAAAGCUUCGGUCAAGGAAGCUAAAGGUUUCCUUCGGUGCCUUGAAGAUUAUUGCUCUUGGUCGGGACAAGCGGUCAACUAUCAAAAGUCAACAGUGUUCUUCUCCAAGGGAGUUUCUUCGGGGCUUGCGAGGGAGAUUGCGGGGAUUCUCAACAUGAAAAGAAUGAAGAAUGAUGCAACUUACCUAGGCCUUCCUCUCUUCAGAUCCCUAAACAGGUCAAGAGAUCUUCGGUUUCUAGUUGAUAGGGCUUUGCAAAGGGUUAGGAGUUGGAAGACUAGGCUCCUCUCAAAAGCAGGGAAAACCUGCCUGAUUCAAUCGGUUGGAUCUGCUUUGGCUUCUUAUGUCGCGGCUACUGAACCAAUUUCAUUGAAUGUUGCAAGGAAACCUAAACUCAGAGGAGGGUUGGGAUUUAGAACUGUUGAAGCGGUGAACAAGGCUUUCAUGACUAAAUGGGCUUGGAAAGCUUUGACUGAUAAUACCAAUACGUGGAGCAAGGUGGUACAAGCUAAGUACUUAAAGGGAAGAAACUUCCUGAAUCUUGAAAAACAAGGAGGUGAAUCGGGGAUGUGGAAAGCUAUCUUGGACUCCCGGGGAGUGCUUGAGAAAGAGUGGUUUGGAAGAGACAAUGCUCAAGCUAUGUUGAAUAUUGACCUUCCUAACGACAAGAUUAACGACUCAGGGAUGUGGUUGGGUGAACAUAAUGGGAUGUUUUCUAUAAAAUCUGCUUAUCGGAUGAUCAAGGGCCACGAUCCGAAUUAUGAGGAGGGUGUUUGGAAACUCAUUUGGAGUUCUCCAAUUCACUCUCGACUGAAGUUCUUGUGA